Thamnophis sirtalis is the source of this 533-nucleotide messenger RNA. NCBI's taxonomy places the organism in Eukaryota, Metazoa, Chordata, Lepidosauria, Squamata, Natricidae. The record is from RefSeq and is a predicted model, not a curated record.
CUCAAAGGGUCGCACCACUCCUUGGAGACGCUCAUCAGCCCUUUGCGCUCGGUCGCCCUCCCGCCCGGCGCUCCACCCUCCAACCCGGGGGAGGGGGAAGGACGAUGGCUGCUAGGAUUGCGUGGCCUUAUUUCCGGGAGCUGCUGGUGAGCCACCGCUCCUACUGCAGCCCCCGGCUCCUGCCCCAAGCCAGGCCGACUAUGGCGAGCCCGUGCCCCAGCCGGUUGAGCAGUACCGGCCCAAGCCUCGCCACUGGGGCCGCUUCCCUGGCACGCUCUGGAUGCUUCGUGGGAGGCCGCUGGCGCCAGGCGGCAGCCACUUUCCCCGUGCGGGACCCGGCCACCGGCACGGAACUCCUCCAGGUAGCCGAUUGCGGCGUAGCUGAAGCGGAGGCCGCGGUGAAGGCAGCCCACCAAGCCGGCGCUGCUUGGAGCGCAGCUUCUGCCAAGGAUAGAGCGGUUUUGCUUCGUAAAUGGUAUGACUUGAUGAUAGAGAAUAAAGAUGAACUUGCAAGGAUCAUUACAGCAGAAAAU